This is a messenger RNA of Pelagomonas calceolata, 963 nucleotides long. NCBI's taxonomy places the organism in Eukaryota, Pelagophyceae, Pelagomonadales, Pelagomonadaceae. The record is from the annotation of a GenBank genome assembly.
GCGCGAGUUUUUGGACCUGCUAGCGCUAGAAAUCGGCCGCUGGCACAUCGCACGAAGCUAAGACGUCAGCAUCGCUGCGCAGCGCUGCGCCAGAGCAGCCCUGCGCCGCAGAUUAGCAAUAGCAGCUACGGAGAGCAUCCAUCACAAGCGAUGCCCAAGCCCCAGAAGAAGCGCCAACAUGUAGCGACCGAGGAGCCGGUGAAGGAAGGCCUGGCAAGAGACAAGCUCGACGACAAAGGACGGGAAGACAUCAAACGAAGGCUCACGACCGCGAGCGACGCUUUGAUAGUAACGCAGGAGGGCAAGGAGGCGUCGAGGUGCAUCGACGAGGCUGUGGCCUUCGUGCACAUGGGCGCCUACGUGAAGGCCCGGGGCUCGUUGUUACUCGCGAAGAAGUGCUUUGAAGACGAGGCCUUCCUCACGAAGUUCGGCCAGCAGCAGCAUGCGAUAGAUGAGGUAUUACGGGAGCUGCCUGCUAACGACGCCAAGGUCGAGACCGAGCCUGUUGAACAGUCGGAGGACGAGGUGGGGCGGUUUGAUCAGGAGCCGCAUAGCACCGAUUGUACCAUGGUGUUAGAGGUACCUGCUACUACUUCUACGGAGGAUGUUAAAGUGGUUAUAAAGCGCGACUUCCUGUCGGUCCAUGUCAGAGGACAUAAAAAACAACCCCAUGUGUUAUAUGGGUAUCUGUCGGGGAACGUCGAGGUCGACGCGUGUGCUUGGACUCUGGACGGCAAUGAGUUAGUAAUAAACCUGGAGAAGGAGACGGACCACCCGUGCUGGCCCAAGCUCCUCAAGGAGCCUGUGAAUUAUUGGGAGGACUCGCGAGGGCUGGAAGGUGAUUUAUCUCAUUUGAACCUCGCGCCGGACGAGGCCACGGCAAAAGUCUGGGUGUCGCGCGACGAGGCUAUUAAAUUAGCGGGGAGGGAAGAAAGGCAACAGUAAUACACAACAUUGUCCUUA